AUUUUAAAAAUAAAUCUUAUCCUUGGUUCCAAACAGAGCUUGAAAAGAGUCAAUUCUGUACUCAAGAAUGAGUUUUGUCACUACGAAUUAAAUUAAACUUACUCCAAUUAAGGGACACAAUUUUUCACUCAAUGGAAACUAAUUUCUUAGUUCAAUUUUAAACUUUUAACCUUUUUAUUCUAAUUUUCAAAAAAGAUUAAAUUUAAUUUUAAUAAACUUUAAUUUUGUUGUUUAUUUCAAGAAACCAUUGAGAUGGUCACAAUACAAAGAACAUUAACAGUUGCAACAACCACAAUUGAUCAUUUUGUCCUUGUUGAAAAUGUUAAUGAUUAUUUCGAAUCUGCAGAAGUACUGGAACUGCUCAAUAACCAUCAAAAUGUAUUGUUAUUUGAACUGCAAAUUCAUGAAAUUUCCAACAAACCAAAUCAAACAGAGUUAAAUGAAUUGGCUAAAAAGUGCUCGAAAAACUCAAUUGUCUUGUUUUUGAUCACAAAAAAUGUUAAAAGGUUUCAUCUUUUUUGGAAAUCGAACAAAAUUGAACAUUUUUUGGAACUUAAACUUUAUGAUAGCUGUGAAUGUUUUAAUGAUUUGAGGAUGCUCAUGUUUAUUGCUGACUUUGUUGCUAGUUCAUUGAGAUUCGGUCAUUUGGGGCUUCACAGUGCAGUUCCUAUAACAAAAUAUUCAACAAAAAUUGAACUUCAUCUUCUUGCUGAUCAUCGCAACUUUAAUUUACUUCUCAUAGCGUCUGAGCUUGGUGAUCUUUACAUUGUGAACUUCCUGCUGGAUGCGUCUUUUACUGCUGAAUGUCAAGGCAUGAAUGCACAAACUUUAGCAUACAAUAAACGACAUUUUGACGUCUUGCUUGCACUUUUGAAUGCAAAUUUGCGAUAUCCUCAGUCAAUCGAAAUCCAGGACUGUCCAGAUAAUAUUAAAGAAUUUGCUAAUAUAAGUUCAAGUCUAAAUGAAGCUAUGCUUAAAAGGGAUUCAUUAAAAGUUCUGGAAAUUUUAAAUAAAAAUCCACAAAUGCGUCAUUUUUACGAUUUAUGUAACCAAUCAGCACCAGCAUUUGCAUUGAAGAACAAGCUUUGGGACAUAUAUAGUAUUUUAGUUUCCAAAAAUGUAGUUUUUGGUCUAUAUGAAGAUUUCAGCGAAUUUAAAAAAAUGAUAAAGAAAAAGGACCGAAAGAAGUUACGUGAAAUUCACUACACAGAAUCUAAAUUCCUUCCUGACAAUCAUAUGCAUGUCUUGGUAUCCAACUCUCGACUAGCACCUGGCACUACUCAACACGAUCAAAAGUAUAAAAUCACCAAAAAUGCAUUUGAAAUCUUGGACCAAAAUCCAUGCAUUCAAAUUAUUUUGAUGGUCGUAGCAGCAUCAAGGAACUUCCGUAUCGUAUUUGACUUCAACCAAAAUUCAGUCGAACACAUUGAUCCAACAACCGAUGGACAGAUACAAGGAUUGUGCUAUUUAUUUGGACGAAUUUAUAUUGCAGCAAAGCAGCUGCUUAAUCCAAAUAAAAAAUUUGAAGCUCUUGGGAUAUUAGCACAUGAGCUUUGUCACUACGCUAUGAAUCUGGUCUACAAGAACCUUGCGAAUCCAUACUCGUUUAGUGAUUCAGGAACUGAACAGGAUUUUGAAGUAAUUUCAAGGUUCUGUAAAGAAAAUUGUGAACGAGAAGAUAUCAUUAAGGUUAUUUAUUCCGGCUAUCCAGCACAAGAACAGCAUUUGGAGUUGAUUGUUCGAGUUCCUCACUUAAUGAUGCACUAUGCAAAUAAUUUACAACGACUUGAAGAAGUUCGAUGGAUUUUUAAGAAGCUUUUUGACUUUUUCAGUGCCAAAACUGUUCCGGAAAUGAAGGAAGCUCUUUCAAGAAUCCAAGCAGAAGCCGAAGCUCAGGACAUGAAAAAUAGAAGAAAAAUUAGAAAUUUAACUUUCAUCUCAAUUCUUUUUAGCAUUUUAGCUAUAAUUGGGAUCGUAGUUACGUUUGUUGUUCACAUAUUAAUGUUUACUUGCAAAAAACCAUGAUUUUAACCCAUGCAUCCAAAAAUAUUAUUUUUUAAAAAUUUUACAUUUUUAUUCAAUUUCAAUUUCUGCAAGUUAUGUUUAGUUAUGCACAAAACAUGCUUAAUCUUCGAUUUUAACUUCAUUUGUUACGCUGAAUUUAACAUUAAUAACGUAAGAAAUUCACAUUUAAUUAUUUCACAAUAAAUCACAUCUUUUAAUGGCGGUUUGAAAAAUUUACACAUUUUUUAAAAAUAAAACCAAAAAUUUUGAGAAUUUUUAAAAACUUUUAUGUGAAUUUUUGUCGAAAUUGUUUAAAAAUUUUCAUCAUUUGGACAUUUUGGGAGCAAAACGUGAAGAAAAAUGCCAAAGAAAAAUUGCAGAUUUUUUUCAAAAUCAAAACCACGUUUAUUUCAAAUUAUCAAGAGUCAUUGAGGAUGUCAUGUGAUG
Chironomus riparius is the source of this 2451-nucleotide messenger RNA. Lineage: Eukaryota; Metazoa; Arthropoda; Insecta; Diptera; Chironomidae. The record is from the annotation of a GenBank genome assembly.